AUGGGCCUAUUCUAUCUUCACCACGACGAUGCUGAACUUGCCAACGAGGCGUUCUUCAAGGCGCAGACGCUUGAUCCUGACUACGCAUUGGCUUGGGUGGGGCAGGGUCUCGUGGCCACAGUGAAUGGCCAUGCCCAGGAGGCGAGGGCCUUGUUUGAACACGCAACAGGCCUAGCGGCGCCUGUGCCUGAAGCGGACGUGGAGUUUGCAGCACGGCUGUUCAAGAAAUUGAAUACAACUCCGUCAAGGAUAGCUCCGACAUCGGAUGAUCUCUUCCCGGCGUUCUUCGUCCUGGACAGGUUCUGCAGGAGCCGACCUGACGAUGCCUCGGCUUUGCACCUCUUCGGCCUCGUUUGCGAGCGCAUCGGGCACGUCGAGCUUGGGAUCGAGGUCCUCAGCCGAGCGAUGUCUCUCCUCGAGGCCGCGUACGAGGAAACCGAGGAUCCUGACAUUGAGAGACGUUUCGCGAUCGCGCAUACCAACAUGGCUAGGUUGCGGCUCUCCAUACAAGACUACGAUGAGGUGCUUACGUCCACGGAGGUGGUAUUCGGUCUGUUGCCCGAAGAGCCAGAAGACCGGACUACACGAAUAUUGCUCGCACAGACACAGUUCCUUUCGGGGCUGGCUCAUUUCAAGCUUGGUCAACUGGCAGAGGCGCUCGGGUUCCUCGAGGCUGCAAUGACGGUCGCCGCCGAUGACCCGACGAUGCGGGGACAUAUCGUGGUCUUGCUGGGGCAAACACUCUGGGCGAUCGGGUCAGACGAAGGACGUGAAUCUGCCAAGGCGCAACUUUUGCAAAGCAUCGAGUCUGAUCCUGAGAACCUCAUGGCUAUCAACACGCUCGCAGGCAUGGGUAUCCUAACCGGUGAUGAAAGUCUAGUAGACGCCGCCCUCUCGGAGAUCCUCGCUCUUCCUCUGGACCAGCGGCUCAGUCGAGACCCGGGCAGGGACGUCACCUACCUGCUCAUACAGCACCACCUCGCUCAGGGUGACGUCGCGCAGGCCCUGUCCAUCGCUCAGAAGGCAGUACUCGCGGAACCGUCUCUACCCGAAAUGCGCCAGACCCUGGCGAGUCUCAACGUGCAGCAAGGCGACAGCAAGAGCGCGCAGGCGGUCCUCGCAGGCGCAUCCGGGUCGCACGAAGGUAACCUCGAGCACGCACGGCAGUCGCUGCACCUAGAGGCGAUCACGCGCUGCCUCGCCCCCCCAAGCCCAGAACGAACAGCAGAAGCGCACAAGCUAGCCCAGAAGGCCGUCAUGCUCUCGCCUUGGGCCACGCGCAACUGGGAAGCACUCGCCUUCGUCGGCACCCAGAACGAGCAGUGA
Molecule: messenger RNA, 1326 nt
Organism: Fomitopsis serialis
Lineage: Eukaryota; Fungi; Basidiomycota; Agaricomycetes; Polyporales; Fomitopsidaceae
Exons: 4
Coding region: 1-1326 (441 amino acids)
Cellular component (GO): Ski complex
Molecular function (GO): protein binding
Source: RefSeq, a predicted model, not a curated record